This is a messenger RNA of Lodderomyces theae, 627 nucleotides long. RefSeq lists its product as uncharacterized. NCBI's taxonomy places the organism in Eukaryota, Fungi, Ascomycota, Pichiomycetes, Serinales, Debaryomycetaceae. The record is from RefSeq and is a predicted model, not a curated record. The transcript has a single exon. Bases 1 to 627 code for a protein of 208 amino acids.
AUGAACGACCAUCAUCAUCAUCAGUUAGCCAAGCGAAGAAAAAGCAAUCCAUCAAAGGCUAACCAAUUUAUGGUUAAGAUCCCAAAGAGCAACAUUCUCGAAUUUGAUGUCUCCGAGUCGGAUGACAGUGCAGAAUCUCCGUUGCGUGAAGAACUGUUGCACGACGACACCUGCACAAACUUUAGAAGCCCAUUGCAAGUUGGAAUGAACCCGGUGUCACUGAAGAAGAGGGUGGAAAUCACCGGCUACACAAAACGAGUUAGAGAGGUGGAGAUUACAAUGACCCAAAACCAUGACUCCUCGUUUGACAACUCGUGCCCUUUGGAAAGUCCAUUCAUCGCCACGGUCGAGGAAAAGCACGCAGUGGCGGUGAAAGAUGCAAUUGACCCUACUUCGAAUAUUUCUUUUAUUACAUGGUGUGAAGAAUUGAAUUCUAUACAAGACAAAGAAAGGAAACUCUUGAACCAACUUUACAUCGAGCGUUACAAGUUGUACUUGAGAUAUGACAUGUUGAAUAAGGUGUUAAACAAAUAUGCUAACCAGUUGAAUGCAGAGAAAUCGCAAUUGAGUGAAAAAUUUGAACAUAUCAAGAAAACAUUUUCCGAUAUCCUCAAUCUCGCUGUUUAG